CAGAGAGUUGAGUGGCUGAAGACAGAAGGAAGAAAAACAGACAAGAAAGACAGUGAAAGGAAAAUGUUCAGAUCUACAGAAUCAGUCUGAGUCCACUGAACUGAACCCGUCUGAUCCGGACUCCACUGAUCCCGGUUCAGAGUGAGUUCACCUGGAUCCACCUGAGACCAACACUCAAGAUUUCUCAACAUUUCCCUGAAGCAGGAAGUCAGGGCGAGAGGAGCAGACAUGGGCAGUAAGGAGCGAUACCAUUGGCAGGCUCAGAAUGUGAAGGUGAGCGGCGUGGACGACAUGGUGCUGCUGUCCAAGAUCAGCGAGGACGCCAUCACAGACAACCUGAAGAAGAGAUACAUGGACGACUACAUCUUUACUUACAUCGGUGCAGUUCUGAUCUCUGUGAAUCCGUUUAAACAGCUUCCAUAUUUCACCGAGAGAGAGGUGGAGCUGUACCAGGGGGCGGCCCAGUAUGAGAACCCCCCUCACAUCUACGCGCUGGCUGACAACAUGUACAGGAACAUGAUGAUUGACAGCGAGAACCAGUGUGUCAUCAUCAGCGGUGAGAGCGGAGCUGGAAAAACAGUCGCAGCCAAGUACAUCAUGAGCUACGUGUCCAAAGUGUCUGGAGGAGGAGACAAAGUACAGCAUGUUAAAGACAUCAUCCUGCAGUCCAACCCUCUGCUGGAGGCCUUCGGCAACGCCAAGACCGUCCGCAACAACAACUCCAGCAGAUUUGGGAAAUACUUUGAGAUCCAGUUCAGUCGAGGAGGAGCUCCUGAUGGAGGGAAGAUCUCCAACUUUCUGUUGGAGAAAAGUCGAGUCGUGUCACAGAAUCCUGAAGAGAGAAACUUCCACAUUUACUACCAGCUGUUGGGGGGCGCAACCGCGGAGCAGAGGGAGAACCUCGGGGUCACGACCCCCGACUACUACAACUACCUCAACCAAUCAGGAACCUACACAGUGGAAGACGUCAACGACAAGAAGGAGUUCUCUGAUACUAUGGGGGCGAUGUCCGUCGUGGGUCUGACUGUGGAGGAUCAGGACUCGGUUCUUCAGCUGGUGGCAGGAAUUCUUCACCUGGGAAACAUCGGCUUCAGAGAAGAGAACAACUACGCUGUGGUGGAGAGUCAGGACUUCCUGGCCUUCCCGUCCUACCUGUUGGGGAUCCCUCAGGACAGUCUCUGCAGCAAACUGACCAGCAGGAUCAUGGACAGUAAGUGGGGCGGGAAGACCGAGUCCAUCUCCGUCACCCUGAACACGGAGCAGGCCUGUUUCACCAGAGACGCCCUGUCCAAAGCUCUCUACACCCGACUCUUCGACUUCCUCGUCGACUGUGUAAAUAAAGCCAUGCAGAAGGACCAGGAGGAGCUCACCAUUGGAGUCCUCGACAUCUACGGCUUCGAGAUCUUCCAGCAAAACGGCUUUGAACAGUUCUGCAUCAACUUCGUCAACGAGAAGCUGCAGCAGAUUUUUAUCGAACUCACACUGAAGGCAGAACAGGAGGAAUAUGUUCAGGAGGGGAUCAAGUGGACGGCCAUCGAGUAUUUCAACAAUAAGGUGGUCUGUGACCUCAUCGAGUCCAAGCUGAAUCCUCCUGGGGUCAUGAGUAUCCUGGACGAUGUUUGUGCUACGAUGCACGCUAAAGGUGAAGGAGCAGAUCAGACUCUGCUGCAGAAGCUUCAGGGACAGAUCGGAUCACACGAGCACUUCAGCAGCUGGAACAGAGGAUUCAUCGUCCACCACUACGCCGGGAAGGUGUCAUAUGAUGUCAGCGGUUUCUGUGAGAGGAACAGAGACGUGUUGUUUAACGACAUCAUUGAGCUGAUGCAGAGCAGCGAAUUUCCGUUCAUCAGAGCUCUGUUCCCUGAGAACCUGGAGGCAGAGAAGAGAGGGCGUCCAUCCACUGCAAGCAGCAAGAUCAAGAAACAAGCCAACACUCUGGUCCAGACCCUCAUGAAGUGCACCCCUCACUACAUCCGCUGCAUCAAACCCAACGAAACCAAACGUCCUCGGGACUGGGAGGAGAACCGGGUCCGACACCAGGUGGAGUACCUGGGCCUCCGAGAGAACAUCAGAGUCCGCCGGGCCGGAUACGCCUACAGACGGGUCUUCAACAAGUUCCUGCAGAGGUACGCCAUCCUGACCAAAGAGAGCUGGCCUCGGUGGAGAGGCGAGGAGCGUCAGGGAGUUCUGCACCUCCUCAACUCUGUGCACAUGGACCAGGACCAGUUCCAGCUGGGCAAGGCCAAAGUCUUCAUCAAAGCUCCAGAGUCGCUCUUCCUGCUGGAGGAGAUGAGGGAGAGGAAGUACAACGGUUAUGCUCGGGUCAUCCAGAAGGCGUGGCGCAAACACAUCGCCGUCCGCAAGUACGUGAAGAUGAGGGAGGAAGCGUCGGACGUCCUGCUGAACAAGAAGGAGCGCCGCAGAAACAGCAUCAACAGGAACUUUGUGGGCGACUACAUCGGGACAGAUAACCACCCGGAGAUCAGACAGUUCGUCGGCCGCCGAGAGCGGAUCGACUUCGCCGAUGUCGUGGUGAAAUACGACCGAAGAUUCAGGACGGUGAAACGAGACCUCAUCCUGACCCCCAAGUUCCUGUACCUGAUUGGUCGAGAGAAGGUGAAACAGGGUCCAGAUAAAGGUCAGAUCCAGGAGGUUCUCAAGAGGAAGAUCGAGCUCAACAAGAUCCAGUCUGUUUCCCUGAGCACCCUGCAGGACGACUUCUUCAUCGUCCAUGAGGAGGAGUACGACAGCGUCCUUCAGAGCGUCUUUAAGACAGAGUUCCUCAGUCUCCUGGUGAAACGAUAUCAGGACAAAACUCAGAAGAAGCUUCCUCUCAAAUUCAACAACCUUCUGGAGUUCAAGGUGAAGAAGGGGGGAUGGGGUCCGUUCAGCUCUGCAGGAUCCAGGCAGAUCCAGUUCCAAGUGGGUCAAGGGGAUGAGGUGGUUCUGAAGCCCAGUGGGAAGGUCCUGCAGGUGUCCAUUGGACCGGGUCUGCCCAAGAACUCACGGCCGACGAGGAGGGACAACCGAAAGAGCCGCUACAUGGGCAACCAGGCUCCGCCCAGCAACCAGUACCACUCAGCUCCACAGUCCAGAGGGGGCGGAGCUCCCAGAGGAGGCCCCACCUCCUCCAGACACUCCAUGCUGAGGCAGCAGUCCACUAUGGAGCAGCCCAGUCUGCCCCGCAUCCAGGGCCAACGUCGCCCCGACAACCGGCCCUCCCAACACCAAAACAUGGGCUUCAUGGACGUCCCCGAACAGGGCGCUGCAGGGAUGCAGCGACGGCGGUCAAAGGAGGUGAAGCCCCUCCCCGGAGCAGGUCGACCCAAACCGGCCCCCAGACCGAAGCCUCGGUCUCCUCAGUGCAGAGCUCUGUACGCCUACGACGCCCAGGACACUGACGAGCUGAGCUUCAACGCUGAUGAUGUCAUCGAGAUACUCACUGAAGAUCCGUCUGGUUGGUGGUUCGGCCGGUUGCGGGGCAGAGAGGGGAUGUUCCCUGGAAACUACGUGGAGAAGAUCUAGACCUCGUCUCCAGGGGUCAGAGGUCACUGACCUGCUGCUGCAGCUAGGAUCAGAGGUCACUGGAGCUUUCAACAUAUAGGAGGUUAUAACACAACAGGAAACAGCUGAUUACUUCAUUCAUAAACAAAACACAUAUGUUUCAGUGAGAGUCACAGCUGUUGGACAUUGUCCCCAGAGGUCAAAGGUCAAGGUCAGGUGUUCUCACCUGCCGACUCUGGGACUGUGUCCCCGUAACGCUGUGUACUGUCAGGUUAAAUGUUCAUGUGACUCCAGUCUCUGAUCAUCUCUGAGUAGUAGUAGUUCGAUCAAAUUGUACAUCAGUGUUACCAUGGAAACAUGUCAAGAAUAUCAGUGUAAAGUCCCGUCACCGCCCCCUACAGGCUCCAGUGGUCAUGACAGGACACUGUAUGAAUGUGUUGAACAACAUCCUAAUGAUUUACAUUUUCUGCUGACAUGAUAAAAGGUGUUUUACUGUCUGCAGGUGAAGACUAAACAUCACUAAAAAAUAUUCAAAUAUAAACUUCUUUUAUUCUUCUGAAUGUCACUCCUGGAAAAUGAAAAAUUGUCAAGUUUUACCUUUUGAUUGAAAACCGAAAUAAAAAGUGAAUAUAUAAA
This is a messenger RNA of Seriola aureovittata, 4140 nucleotides long. It is a transcript of the gene myo1eb, whose product is annotated as myosin IEb. Gene Ontology annotation, cellular component: myosin complex; cytoplasm; microvillus. The transcript is spliced from 27 exons. Lineage: Eukaryota; Metazoa; Chordata; Actinopteri; Carangiformes; Carangidae. Gene Ontology annotation, molecular function: microfilament motor activity; actin filament binding; ATP binding. Bases 229 to 3525 code for a protein of 1098 amino acids. Gene Ontology annotation, biological process: vesicle transport along actin filament; actin filament organization. The record is from RefSeq and is a predicted model, not a curated record.